UCUUACUGGGCUGCCAUAGACAUUUCUUUUUUCCCUCCCUCCCUCUCCAAACGGCCACUCCGGCGACGCUCGGAGACGAACCCUAUCCCCCGCCGGCCGCGCAGGCCGCCGGCGAUGGAGGUGGAGGCGGGCGGCCCGUGCUCGAAGAAGAGGAAGUCGGCGGAGAUCCUCCUCAUCCUCGCGGCGGCGGCGGCGGCGGAUGCAGAAGGGCGUGGCCCGGAAGCUACGGCGGAUCCGCCGCUGGAAGCAGCGGAAGGGGGCGGGGCCGGCGACCGCCUCAGCGGCCUCCCCGACGGCGUCCUUGGGGACAUCGUCUCGCUCCUCCCCACAAGGGAAGGCGCGCGCACGCAGAUCCUCUCCUCCCGGUGGUGCCACCUCUGACGCUCCGCCCCG
This is a messenger RNA of Triticum urartu, 393 nucleotides long. Lineage: Eukaryota; Viridiplantae; Streptophyta; Magnoliopsida; Poales; Poaceae. The record is from RefSeq and is a predicted model, not a curated record.